UCGCCACGCCACCCUAAUUUAAUCGCCAUUUAUUUACUAACUGUAUUAAUCCCGGCUCCGCCUCCUCCUCCGCCAAGAGGCGACCAACCAGCCCCCCAUCGCAGCCCACGCGCGCAAACCCUAGCCCGGCCAGCCAGCCUGCCAGCGCCCGGCCAAUGGCGGAGGACGGCAGCGACAGGGACCAGCAGCAGCAGCAGCCGGCAGGGGCGGCGGCGGCGGCGGCGGCGGAGGGGCGCGGCAGGGAGAGCGUGAAGCUGUUCGUGGGGCAGGUGCCCAAGCAGAUGUCCGAGCCCGAGCUCGCCGCCAUGUUCGCCCGCGUGGCGCUCGUCGACGAGGUCACCGUCAUCCGCGACAGGGCCACCAGGGUCUCGCGAGGCUGCUGCUUCCUGAUCUGCCCAUCAAGAGAGGAGGCAGACAAGGCAGUGACCGCGUAUCACAACAAGUGCACCCUACCUGGGGCCUCAAGUCCAUUGCAAGUAAAAUAUGCUGACGGAGAGUUGGAAAGAUUGGAGCACAAGCUUUUUGUUGGAAUGCUCCCGAAAAAUGUAACAGAUGAUGAAAUGACCGAUUUAUUUUCACAAUACGGGAAUAUCAAGGAUUUGCAGAUUUUGAGAGGUUCGCAACAGGCAAGCAAAGCUGGCUGUGCCUUUCUGAAAUAUGAAACAAAAGAGCAAGCUGUGGCUGCGAUAGAAGCUCUAAAUGGAAAGCACAAGAUAGAGGGUUCAAGUGUUCCCUUGGUUGUCAAAUGGGCUGACACUGAAAAGGAAAGACAGGCUCGAAAAGCACAAAAAGCUCAAUUCCAGUCUUCUAACAUGUUGAAUGCAAAUGCCAUGCAGCAGACCUCAUUGUUUGGAGCUUUACAGAUGGGAUAUGUACCUCAGUACAACGGAUAUGGCUACCAGCCACAAGGAACCUAUGGACUUAUGCAGUACCCUCCUCUAUCUCCUAUGCAAAAUCAAGCUGCCUUCCAGAAUAUGGUUCAGCCUGUUAAUCAAGGAAGCUCAGUCCGUGGAGCUAAUUCUGAACUUUCCCCUAAUUCAGUUCCUAGAUCAUUUAAUUCAACACAGUUAGGAAGCCCCUAUUCACCUCUGCCUGGCAUACAGUAUCCUGGGACUUAUCCUGGUGGUGCUAUUAACAAUCGUCCUUUUGCAAAUUCUCACAAUUCAGUCAAAGUUCAAAAUCCAAAUGCUAAUUCACCCACGUCUUCGGGAGCCAGCAGCAAUCCUGGUCCCCAGAUAGAAGGUCCUCCUGGAGCCAACUUGUUCAUAUACCACAUACCACAAGAAUUCAGUGACCAUGAUCUUGCAAGUGCAUUUCAUAGUUUUGGUAGAGUUUUGAGUGCUAAAGUUUUUGUAGACAAGGCAACUGGUGUUAGUAAAUGCUUUGGUUUUGUAAGCUAUGAUUCUCCAGCCUCUGCACAAACAGCCAUUAGUAUGAUGAAUGGAUUCCAAUUAGGUGGUAAAAAAUUGAAAGUACAACUCAAGCGAGACAACAGCAAGCACAGUAAACCUUUCUGACAAAGCGAUUCCAGUGUAAGCUCACACCAUCAGGAAAAUCAGUACAUAUGUGUUAUAAUUGAUCGCUACAUUGUUUCAUCUGGCCUCCCACCACACUGUUGUCGGUGGCGGCUCUUGUAUCUUUGUUCAAUUCACAUUCUUGUAAGCUGUCAUGUUGUGUAUUUUUGUCGCAGCAUAGUUGUAGCACUUGUACCAUCAGACCCCUUGUACAUCAGACAUUAAUUCAUUCAAUUGUUAUUUUAUUUCUCCUCU
This is a messenger RNA of Panicum hallii, 1769 nucleotides long. RefSeq names its product RNA-binding protein BRN1-like. Bases 156 to 1517 code for a protein of 453 amino acids. NCBI's taxonomy places the organism in Eukaryota, Viridiplantae, Streptophyta, Magnoliopsida, Poales, Poaceae. The record is from RefSeq and is a predicted model, not a curated record. The transcript is spliced from 9 exons. Gene Ontology annotation, molecular function: mRNA binding. Gene Ontology annotation, cellular component: nucleus; cytoplasm; ribonucleoprotein complex.